Molecule: messenger RNA, 2686 nt
Organism: Chara braunii
Lineage: Eukaryota; Viridiplantae; Streptophyta; Charophyceae; Charales; Characeae
Source: the annotation of a GenBank genome assembly
GCAAGAGUGGUAAAAUAGGAUGGGGUAUUUUGGGCAAAUGGAGAGGGGUAACACCCUGUGCCGGAGCCUGGGUACCGCACUCGCGACGGUUGAGCUGCGCUUGAGGAGAGGGUGGCACUUACUCUGCACUAUGUUAGCAGCAGACCAAGAUCCGAUGUGGCUUCUGGGUGACGCGGAAGCAAGAACCCGAAAAGAGGGAAAGAGGUUUGCCAACAAAGGAUGGGACGAAGUCAGUAGUAGGGUUGUGAUGGGAGGAUGGAAGGAACUCAAGUCUCCCGGCCUGCGAACGAUAGCUUGGGUACCUGAGUUUGUGGCCGAUUGGUUUGUGGGUUUCAACCACAUUUUAGAGGUGGCCGACUCCAUGAGAGGGACGCAUAUAGAGUGUGACUGGCUGACUGAGGAAUUUUAUAGGAUCUCGUUGAAGUACGGACCCUUCUACGGCGAUAAAGCCUGGGAAGUUGUCACCAUCCUGAGAAUAGAUCUAGGCAAAAUGGCGACGAAAGAUGAGAUAGAUAAUCGUAGGAGCGAGGGAGGACCAGGCUUAAUCCCUCCGGUCAGGAUCCACACAGUAGAGCAUGAAUGUUGGAAUGACAAAGUACCGUCCUAUGAAUUCGGGAUAGCAGGGGAAGGGACAGACCUUCUCCGAGCGAAAAUGGACUCCUUCGUCGCAGAGCCUACCGCGUCGCCAUAUGCAAAUAGGUGGUUCGUCUUUCGGAAACCCAACAAGAUGCUGAGGUGGAUUCAAGACCUGCAAAAGUUGAAUGCGGUAACCAUCUGGGAUGCCGGGUCGCUACCACAGGCUGACUUACUAGCAGAAUCCCACGCCGGCCGGAGCAUUUACUCCCUGGUAGACUUGUAUUUCGGGUACGAUCAGCUCCCGUUGGAUGCUCGGGACAGACCAUACACCGCGAUGCAUACUCCCGUAGGACAAUUGCAGAUGCAGGUGACCCCUAUGGGCUUUACGAACGCAGUAGCCAAAGCGCAAAGGAGGAUGCUCGUCGUAGCCGGAGACAUGUUUCCAGAGAAAUGUCAACCCUACAUCGACGACAAUUCGAUCAAAGGCGCCCAAGAGAAGGACGAGACCGAAAUCCAGCCAGGAAAUCGAAAAAUUGUGUGGGAUCACCUAAAGGACAUCAAGGACUUACUCCAUCGAUUUCUGGUAUACAACAUCACGGCUAGUGGGUCAAAGAGUAUUAUGGCAGUACCAGAAAUGACCAUACUGGGAUUCCACUGUGGCGCAUAUGGAAGAAAGUCGGACCCAGCAAAGACCGACAAAGUAUCACAGUGGCCUACUCCCCUACGCACGACUACGGAGGUAAGAGCGUUUUUAGGCGUGGUCGGCUUCUGGAGGAUUUUUAUUAAAAACUUUGUCAAGAUUGUCGAGCCUAUCCACACCAUGAUCAGAGAAGAAGGAACCAUGGAUUGGACCGAGGAGCGAGCGGGAGCCGUCCAAACCCUCAAGAACAUACUGACAUCGGAGCAAGUCACUCUGGCAGCACCGUGUUUUAACGACGAGGUUGAACGGCCGUUUAUUCUAGAGACGGACGGAGGGCCUUUGGCCGUAGGGGGUGUCUUGAUUCAAAAGGAUGAGGGAGGAAAAAAGCGGCCAAUUAGGUUCGAGAGUAGAACCCUGAACUCAUCAGAACGACGAUACUCGCGGUUAAAGAAAGAGGUCCUAGCCAUUUUGCAUUGCCUCAAGACCUUCCAAGCCUACCUAUUCGGGAGGCGGUUCAUCCUAAGAAUCGAUCCAACCAACGUCGCGGCGGCUUUGAAGAAUUAUAAGCCUAUAGUCCCGACAGUUGGGAGAUGGGUAGGAUUCAUCUGGCAAUUCGAUUACAAGAUCGAGCGAAUUGUUGGACUCAAAAACAAGGUCACUGGGCUAAGUCGGGUCUGCAUCACACCCGAAGGGGUGAAGGAUGCAGAGCCCAUAGACGCGUUCCUUGAAUACGAAGGGGGAACCCUUGCGAUGGAUAACGAAAUAAUGGGCGAAGGAUGCGCGUCAGGAGAACUGUUGAUCCGGACUUUGGAAAAAGGGGCACCUGCCAUAGUAGCGGAACUUAGGGAAGGGUCAGUCACCGCUCAAGGACGCAAGGCGGAGAAGGAUUCGUGGGGAGCGAUAGUAGGACCGAAGGAGGAAUUAAUAGCAAUCGCGGUUGAGGGAGGUCGGGAAGCCGUGAUGAGCCUAGUGGAGUAUAUCCUGGAUAUGCAAGACAAGUUGAGUGGGUUCGUGGAGGCGGUCGGUCUCAAGAAAAAGACUGGGAGAAGCGUAGCAAAUUGGACAGAGGAUUUCUACCUGAGGCAUCCCUUCAUCAAGAGGUUUAUAGCAGACAACGGAACAGAGUUUGUGAACCACGAAGUGUUGGGAAUGCUUAAAAGGCUCUGCGUACCUAUCAAGCUCAUCGAACCAUAUCACCCGGAGGCCAAUGCACCUGUGGAAAGGGGGCACCAAACCCUGAAGAACACGGUUGUGAAGCUCGCGGCAGACAAUCUGGGGAGUUGGCUUAAAUACCUUAACCAGGCUGUCUUCUCGGAGAACAUGACACCUAAGAGGACAAUGGGGUGUAUCCCGACGGAACUUUGGCACGGAAGAGAGAUCGAUUUUCCCGUGGAGGCCUUGAUACCUACCUAGAACAGGAUCAGGGGAGAAGCCUUGGAAGAGCAAAAGAAAUGAAAUUCGACAACGAGA